AAAAUCUCCAUAGCCCAAGCACAAGAUUUCACACUGAUGACGUUAUGUAUUUUCUCUUGUUUUUUGCCAAGGUUUUUAGACCUGCCUUCCUUUUGCAUUGCUUCUUUUUUCUUCUUUUUUAAAUUUUGUUGCUAUUAUUAUUAUUAGCGCUCUUUGUUCUCCGUAUUUGUAUCAACCUCUACUUACAAGAUAUACAAACACUCACGCACACACGAAACAAGCACUUUGCCUGACAUGGAAUACAUUCAACAGAAACUGAAACAGCAGCACCAUCAUACAGCGGUGCCAGAAUACUACUGGGGCGAGGCAACAUCGACUAUCGACUGGUGUGAGGAAAACUAUGUGCUAUGCAAAUACAUCGCCGAGUUUUGGAACACAGUGACUAAUCUUGUGUUUAUGGCGCUAGCAGCGUACGGAAUAUGGAAAGUGCGGUCGACAAAGCAGGAAAAUCGAUUCGUUUUCUGCUACAUUGGAAUGCUAAUUGUUGGCAUUGGCUCGUGGCUGUUCCACAUGACACUCCAAUACCAGUGGCAGCUUGCCGACGAACUCCCAAUGGUGUACUGCACAUGUAUUUGCAUCUAUUGCGCUCUGCGCGCUGACGUCAAGACUGGAUCAGGCGUCUUUGUCACGCUGGCACUCUUCGCCUACUCGGCAAUUGUCACUUUGGUUUACCUCCAAAUUCGCGAGCCAGUGUUCCACCAGAUAGCAUACGGCCUGGAGGUGUUCCUUGUCCUCAUCCGCAGCAUGAUGCACCAGAUUGAGAUCAAAAAGACCAACCAGCGGGCGUACAAGGAGAUGCAGAAUUUGUUCUGGCUCGGCGUCGGAGCCUUUGGCGUGUCAUUCGCAUUGUGGAAUGUCGACAACAUAUUCUGCCCCCAGCUGCGUGCCAUGAGAAACGUACUGCCCGGUGUGUUGGCCCCGCUUCUCCAGCUGCAUGCAUAUUGGCACAUUGGCACUGCUCUGGGGUGCUACGUCAGUAUUGUUUACCAGCAGUACUUGCGCCUGGUCAUGCUCAACAAGAUCGACAAUUAUCGCUUGCGCAGGCUAGUGCUCGCCGUCCGUAUAUCGAAUUGAUCAAAAAAACUGAAAAGACCGAAUGACUUUGCGCUUUAAAUAAUUAAAUAGCUAAAGUUGUUAUGGUUGUGUCGCAGCCCAAUAAAACAAUGUAACUUUUGUU
Molecule: messenger RNA, 1177 nt
Organism: Kickxella alabastrina
Lineage: Eukaryota; Fungi; Kickxellomycota; Kickxellomycetes; Kickxellales; Kickxellaceae
Product: ceramidase
Exons: 5
Coding region: 235-1074 (279 amino acids)
Biological process (GO): ceramide biosynthetic process; ceramide catabolic process
Cellular component (GO): endoplasmic reticulum membrane
Source: RefSeq, a predicted model, not a curated record